GUGGAUGAAGCUGAAUCUUUGCAAAAUUCUUUCUUUUGAUAUUUGUCUUAAGAUGGGCAUCUGUUUACUUUGUGGAUUCGCUGUUCUGGCCUCACUGAAUCUCAGUAUUCAGGCGAAAACUUGGGUAUUUGCAGUAAGUGGAAAUAAAAGACCGUGGAAUUUUAUUGACAGCGAUGGGAUAUUAAAAGGCGCGGAUCUUGACCUAGUGCAAGCAGUAUGUGACAUUGCCAAUCAGAAAUGUGCUAUGACCUUAGCCCCUAUCGGCGCAUGUGUAGAAACAAUAGAGGGUCGAUUUUUUCCAGGCGAGGGUUUAAUGGAACGGUGGUUUGAUGCAUGUACUGGAUAUGUAAGUUCAGUGGAGCGUGUCAAUGCGUUACAGUUCACUGAUCCUAUACGGACGACCACCUCCACAUUUUCCGUUCUUAAGGGGAACCCCAGAAAUUUCCAUCCACGGAAUUUACAGAGCGCAGUAAUAGUGCAUCUGAAUGGAGCUUUUACAAAUGAACAGUGUGCUAUUAGGAUCGGGCUCGGGAAACCUAAACAGGUUGUGGUUGCUUCCGGAAUACCAGAAGCCAAAGAACUGUUGAAAAACUAUACUGCAGAUGCGCUGUUUUCCCCGCGGACUCGUUUUGACGACUUGGAGGUUCUCCCAGGGAGGUAUAAAUGUGACGUCAGUGGUGUGGGAAUGAUGGUUAAGAAGGAGAGUGACCUCCCUUUGUGGUGGAAUCCCGCCUUCCAGAAAUAUUAUACGUCUGGAAAAUACAACGACGACUGUGAAAAAAUAACCCAAAGAUACGGCGCGGACGAUUCAGAAACAUGUGUUCCUCGUGAAUUACUGGCGAACUCUGCAGGCCACAAGCCUUCGAUCUACUCCCAGGGCUAUUUCUUAAUACUUUGUCUGAAAGCUCUUAUUAUUUUCUAUCUUGCGUUCUAAGUACCAGUUAGCACAAAUGUAACCUAAUAAUUAGGAGAGAGAGGAUGUUAAAUAUAUGGUAUUUUCGUAAGGUACGAUGGUUACCUUUUGUUUUGCUUUUCUGUUACAUCUAUUUUUGGUAAGGUUUCUUCAUAUGUAGGCAUUUUUAAUUUAUAUAUAUUUAAAGGAUAUCAGAUUAUCCAGACUGAUAGCUUGAUGAAAAUGUAAAAUAAGUAUGUGUUUGUAACAUUAUAUAUUUAUAUAUUAGCUGAUCAAAACCCUAUUAGAAAUAUUGAGGUUGAAAAUAUAUAUAGAAAUAUGUGUAUGCCUGUCAUAUCGUAAUUUUGGAGUGCAUGCUAUAGAAAUUUCUUUAAAAACUUCUUACAAUACAUUUCAAUGAGUUUAAUUUUGCCUUUUUACAAGGAAGUGUGUUUCACAUUUUCUGAAUAAAACAAAAAAAGCUUUG
This is a messenger RNA of Saccostrea cuccullata (small rock oyster), 1379 nucleotides long. RefSeq lists its product as uncharacterized. The coding region runs from base 5 to 934 and encodes 309 amino acids. The record is from RefSeq and is a predicted model, not a curated record. The transcript has 8 exons. Lineage: Eukaryota; Metazoa; Mollusca; Bivalvia; Ostreida; Ostreidae.